Molecule: messenger RNA, 915 nt
Organism: Megalops cyprinoides (Indo-Pacific tarpon)
Lineage: Eukaryota; Metazoa; Chordata; Actinopteri; Elopiformes; Megalopidae
Product: leptin-like
Exons: 2
Coding region: 292-810 (172 amino acids)
Biological process (GO): signal transduction
Cellular component (GO): extracellular region
Molecular function (GO): hormone activity
Source: RefSeq, a predicted model, not a curated record
CAAAACAGUCAAAACCAAACACUGUUACAACCAGUGCAGGUGUGUUUAAUGUUAGUGCAUGACUCCAUCACAGUUUUGACUGCGUAGCGAUUGUAACUACGGUGCGAUAAGAGCACACUCCCUGAUUGGUCCGGGGGGGGGGGUCGAUGGCAUGAAAAGUGGGGAAAAUCCACACAAGAUCAGGGUUCAGGGUCGUAGGAACGACGCGUCGGUGUGUGUUUUUUUUUUUUUUUUUUUGGUUUGGUCACCGUGUCCCCCGUGCGUGUCCCAGGAGAGCCGCAGACCUGAAAGAUGCACCGCUCCGCCGCACUCCUGUGCUCCUCUCUCCUGCUCCUGCUGCCCGCCUGCACCAGCAGACCGCUGUCCGUCGACGCCAUCAAGAACAACGUCAAGCUGCUGGCCCAGACCACCAUCAUCCGGAUAAAGAAGCUGACAGAUGAGUUCCGGAUAUCGCCCAACAUGGUGUUCAGCGGCCUGGAGCUGAUCCCGGACAUCACCCUGGACCGGCCCAUCGAGGGCCUGACCUCCAUCGCGGAGAACCUCAACACCUUCCAGGUGAUCUUGCUCAACCUGCCGAUGGACGGCACGGCGCAGAUCCACGCCGACAUCGUCAGCCUGCAGGGCAUCGUGCACUUGCUGGCGGCCUCUUUCAACUGCCCGCUGCAGAAGCCCGGCGCCGACAGCCGUCUGGACACUUUCCUCAAGGCCAACUCCACCUUCCACGUCACCAUCGGCAAUGUCGCCAUGGAGCGGCUGCAACGCUUUCUCAGCAAGCUCGUCAAGAACCUGGACCAGCUGAAGAACUGCUGAUUGAUCACACACAAGGGCACUGAUCGAUACUUUCGUUGUUGUUCUCUUCUUAGUUUUAGUGGUUUUUUUUAAUGUUUUUUUUUUAAUAAUUAUUAUUAUUAUUGA